AAGCACGCAGCCACUUCGCUGAACGUCAAAAUCAGCUGGACCAUUUUAACAGAUCCCCGUUGAAGUUACGUAAAAUUAUUUGAGAAAUACAGCGUUUACUGGAAAAAUAUUUAGUAAUUUUAGUUAAAAUGAGCUUGCUGAACACAAGAUACUACGAUAAGCCCGAGGGUACCGAUCUGUUUGGCAAGAUGAUUGCAACCAAUAAGUAUGCUCUUGCAGCCGGCCUCGGUUAUUCGUCAAUAGAGGUAUUGAUGGUGUCAAAGCCGAAAGGUAUUAUGCCUUCACUGGCUCGUUACGUAUAUUUUACCGGUCCGUUUGUUGGGAUGGCGUCUGCUUUCACCGUGGGAGCGUACACCGCUAACAAAUUACGGGGCAAAGAUGAUAUAAUAAAUUAUGUAGUGGGUGCCUUCGCAGCGGGUGGUGUUUAUGGUGCCUGGAGGCGCAGUGUGGUUUCAGGAUUAGUAUCUGGUAUAUUCUUUAGUAUUGCUGGUAUUUCCAAGAAAAUGUCCAUCAUUGAGGGAUGGGAGUUUUUCCCGGAAGUCAAAAAACAUGCUUAUGGUUCGCUCAACCCGAAGCGGUACGAUUUCACCCUGACACAAGAACGAGAGCGUGGAUGGACCAGCGGAAAAUAAAAGCUUGCAGGUUUGGUGAAUUCGAAAAAUGAUUUUUGAUGAAGAAAUUAGGAAUAAAUGGUAUGUACAGAAAGAUAAUUUGGUUGUGACU
This is a messenger RNA of Wyeomyia smithii (pitcher-plant mosquito), 723 nucleotides long. RefSeq lists its product as uncharacterized. Gene Ontology annotation, biological process: mitochondrial respiratory chain complex I assembly. Bases 129 to 632 code for a protein of 167 amino acids. NCBI's taxonomy places the organism in Eukaryota, Metazoa, Arthropoda, Insecta, Diptera, Culicidae. The transcript has 3 exons. The record is from RefSeq and is a predicted model, not a curated record.